AUGUGGAAUGAUGAGCUUCAAGUUCAUGUGCAUACGGCUUCCUUCUAUGUUAUAUUAGCAAACGUUGUACAUAUUGCUACGGGUAGGGAUUUUGGGCUUGUUUGUAUCUAUGGUGAUCCAUAUCAUAGACAAACUGAUGUGAUUUGGGAUCAAAUUUCUAAUUUUGUGUAUGAUAAUCCUGGCAAGCCUGUAUUAUGUAUGGGAGACCUUAACGAGCUUUUGUAUGAUAUGGAUAAAAGUAAUGUUAAUGUGAAUCAUCGUCGCUUGCAUGCCUUUCGUGCUUUGAUUAAGAACUGUGGUUUUUUUGAUUUGGGAUUUUCGGGGCCUGCUUAUACUUGGACAAAUAGAAGAUUUUCUUCCAAUCCUACUUAUGAAAGGCUUGAUAGAGGAUUAGUUAAUCCUGAUUGGUGUGAUGAGUUUCCCCAUACUAAAGUUCUGAAUCUUCCUAUUAUUCUUAGCGAUCAUGCUCCUAUCUUUAUUACCACUGAAGGUCAAUACAAAAAACCUAAGCAAACUUUCAAAUUUGAUAAUUGGUGGCUGAAAGAAAAUGAUUUUCAAUCUUUUGCAAAGAAUGCUUGGGCCUCUAGUACAAACAGAAAUUUUUCUGCUCGUACUAACAAUCUUGCAGGUGCUCUGAAAGUGUGGUGCAAAAAGAAGAAACCUUUACAGCAGGAACUCUCCAGCCUAGAAGAACAAAUCAACCGUAUUCAAAUGCAGCCUCUAUCCAUGCAGGACCAUCAACUGGAAUCAGCACUCAUUGUCAGGUAUGAACAAAAUAUGUCGAAGCUUACUGAUUUCUAUAGACAAAGGGCUAAGAAGAAUUUUGCAACAAAAGGGGACAGGAACACAAAAAUUUUUCAUCAUGCGGUGCUUAAAAGAAGAAAGAAGAACACUAUAGUUUCAAUAAAAGAUGAGAAUGAUAACAUUCACUUCAAUCCUCAGGCCAUUGCAAAUACUUUUGUUAGCUACUUCAGAUAUAUUUUUGCUUCUCCUAAUGUGAAUGUGGGCAGACCUUUUCUAGCAUCCAGGAUCAUUUCUAACAGCCAUGACUACACGUAUAGCAUACCAGAUAAGGAGGAGAUCCUUAAUACUCUCAAGGAUAUGAAGAUAAACGCCUCUCCUGGACUCGAUGGAUUCAAUGUAGAAUUCUAUAUUGCCACUUGGAGCUGGAUUGGUGAUGAUGUUACGACUAUGGAACCGACUGCUUCGGCUAUUAUUGCAACUCCUAUAGUUCUUGAUGAUAGUAGGGAUAUCCUUUGUUGGAAGCCCACUCCUUCUGGUAAGUGCAAUUCUAAGAGUACAUAUAAGUUGUGUUUACAACAAAUUCAUAAUUUGCAGGUAAAUCAACCAAGACAGGUGAACCAAUCAACCAAAGAUAUUUUGCAGCAAGUCUGGAAGCACAAAUUCAUGGCUCCAAGGGUUAAAACUUUUGCGUGGCGCUUACUUAGGCAUGCUCUCCCAACUGGUCUUAGAGCUGGCAGGUUUUCCUCUCAUAUUUCUUCUACAUGCUCUAGAUGUGAUUCAGAUGAAGAUGAAAUGCAUCUUUUCUUUCUUUGCAACUUUGCUAGAGCCUCUUGGUUCGGACACCCCUGGUAUAUUAGAUCUGAUAUUCUUGCUCUCAAUCAUAAUUCUGUUCUUGAUAUUAUUCAGGUUCUAAUUAACAUGAACCAUCCGCAAUCAUCUAUUCCUAAUAUAUUUACCUUCUUGUGGUGUUUGUGGAAAGCAAGAAACGAUGUUCUUUUUUGUAGGAAAGAAUCACAUCCCCAUCAGGUUCACCAAGCUGCUCUAGCCAUCGCCUCUGUCCAAGAUAUACAAGAUCCCCAAGAACACCUAAAUAGGGAGCUGCCUUCAUCGAAGGAGAAGCAAUCUACAACCAUACUCUCUCAAGGGCAAGAACAAGUACAGCAAGGCUCCACCCUCAAAUCUGACUUGGCUAUUUCAGGUACCAAAAUAUAUUCAGACGCUUCUUGGCAUAAGAAGAAUGUGCCUGGGUAUGGUGGUAAUCCGGCUACUGGUAUUGGUGUUCACAUCCUUUUCCCUGAAGAGGGUUCUGAUUCAAGAAUAAUGAUUCAAGCCUCUACUCAUGAUGUUUGUUCACCUCUUAUUGCUGAAGUUUAUGCACUUCUAUUUGCUGCUAAAAUCUCUUGCAGGCUUCAACUUCAGCAAGGUUCUUUUCUCACUGACAAUCUUUCAUUAGCAAAGAUGGCUGCUUCAAGAGAUAUCAAUAACACCAACAUCAGCUGGAGGUGCAGACAACCAAUUAGCGAGUUCUUUCAAAUCUCCCUUUCUCUUAAUGCUGUUUAUCACAUCUCUAGGAAUACCAAUGGAAUUGCUCACAAUUGUGCUCAUCAGGUUCUCAACUCGAGAGUAGAACCUGUCUUUAGUUGUUCACGUUCCUCUCAUGCCAAUGUACCUUGCCCUUUUCUGCAGUCCCUUCUCAAUUUUCAAGUUCAGGGCUAUGUAAUUCAUGUUGUACAUUGUCUAUGAGUUGAAUGAAAUUGUGGCGCUUGAUGGCGCCUUCCUUG
Messenger RNA from Triticum aestivum (bread wheat), 2525 nucleotides. RefSeq lists its product as uncharacterized. Bases 1 to 2487 code for a protein of 828 amino acids. NCBI's taxonomy places the organism in Eukaryota, Viridiplantae, Streptophyta, Magnoliopsida, Poales, Poaceae. The record is from RefSeq and is a predicted model, not a curated record. The transcript is spliced from 2 exons.